Molecule: messenger RNA, 357 nt
Organism: Colletotrichum orchidophilum
Lineage: Eukaryota; Fungi; Ascomycota; Sordariomycetes; Glomerellales; Glomerellaceae
Exons: 1
Coding region: 1-357 (118 amino acids)
Source: RefSeq, a predicted model, not a curated record
AUGAGGGCGACAAGUUACAAUAUGGUUUUAAGGUUUACCCACUAUCCAAGGUGCACCCUUUUCGAAAACAGCGGAAGCACUUUGGGUCAUGAGGGCUUGACAUGGGCGAGAACCCUUUUCAGUCUGCACGUCGGCGGUCAAUAUUUUUUGGCCUUGUUUUAUCUUUGUGUCGGCAGAUAUGGCAGCAUCGAAGGAGUUGUGCACUGCUUGGGUGAAACUCGAUAUUGGUUGUCACGUUUUGGUUACCAGGAAUCCGGGAAGCGCCAUGAUCCGGCAUCGGGGUGUGAUUUGUUUCGUUUCUUCCGCGUCAGUAGCAGGGACGCUUCUUUGGGAUUGCAUGAGGGGCGUGUCGAUUGA